AAUCGGUUCAAUAAUUUUGGAGUUCAUUGCGGACAAACAACGUGACAUGUAAUUUAUAUAUAUUAAGAUUUAUCUUAUAAGAGAUCAAUGAGAAUAUUAUAUCAGAUUUUCUUCCCCGAUGUAUAAUUAUGUUAACAAUAUAUAAAAUAUCUGUCAACAAUCAAUUUCUCCUUGGUUAUAUCUUUUCUUUUUUUUUUUUUUAUAAAACAAUGAUGUAUCUAGAAUAUAUAUAUAUCAAACUUCACUGUUACAUCUCAACAUUGAUUAAAUAUCAAAACCAUGGCAGAUUGUGUUGAACAUAAAAGAAAUAUACAUCUUUAUGAAGAACCAACUACUUACAAAUACGAUUAUGUAGAACAUCCAUUAAGUUUAACAAAGAAAACUCCUGUAGUAACAAAUGAUUUAAAGUCAUCAAAGGAUACCAAAUGUAUGGACUCAUUGAAACUGCCAUUUUCAACUCAUGAUACUUUUCAACGUUUGAGUUAUGAUAAACGAAUACCAUUUAAUACUCUUUGGCAAUCUAAAGAUGCAGUAAGUGUUUCUAUAAAGCCAAUAACUCGACACAAAAUUCUUGGAGAUCAUCGAAAUCAUGAAGUGAUAAGAUCUAGGCCACGUGUUUAUAUGACACCAAGUAUAAGUCUCGAUGAUAUACAAAAUUCUGAUACGAGAAAAUUAUUACUUGAUUUUACAUACACGACAACAUUUCAUUAUAACAGUAAAGAUGUUUGGGGUGAUUUUAAAUCAAAACAUCCAUGUACCACUGAAAUAAAUAUCGAAGAAAUAUCUAAAGAAAGUAAGCAAAAACCAUUGUGUUCUUUAUCAGCACGAUUUUCUAAAGAAGCUGAAGAAUGGGAUAAAUUACAAGAUCGUUCAUUUAUAUUGAAUAAUAUUACAAAAUUAGAUUCUAUAGAUAGUAAUGCAGAAAGUAAGAAAUUAGAAAUGGAACAAGAAAGUGAACGUGUGAUGGUGGUGAAACAAUUAUUAGACAAAGAUAAAUUGCGUUUACCUUAUCAUAAAUUACCUUCAUCUUAUGGUGGUUAUAGACAACAUAUUGGUUUAGGUAUUCCUUUAGAAAAAAAGGUAUUACCAAGUGCUCAUCCAGAUUUAUCUGUAUCACAGGCACUUCAUCAAAAGUAUUUCGAAAAUUUUAAAUUAUAAAGAGAAAUAUUUGACAAGAUUUGUUUCAUUGCUAAAAACAUUUACUGAAAAUUAUAUUAUUUAAAUAUUGGAGCAAUCUUUGUAUAUCUUCUGGUCUUGGUGAACCAAAGUAUCCUAAAAGUAACGCAGAUGUGGCUCUGGUAUUCC
Molecule: messenger RNA, 1305 nt
Organism: Polistes dominula (European paper wasp)
Lineage: Eukaryota; Metazoa; Arthropoda; Insecta; Hymenoptera; Vespidae
Source: RefSeq, a predicted model, not a curated record